Solea solea (common sole) is the source of this 521-nucleotide messenger RNA. RefSeq names its product cytochrome c oxidase subunit NDUFA4. The transcript is spliced from 4 exons. The record is from RefSeq and is a predicted model, not a curated record. Bases 117 to 365 code for a protein of 82 amino acids. NCBI's taxonomy places the organism in Eukaryota, Metazoa, Chordata, Actinopteri, Pleuronectiformes, Soleidae.
GUACACUGUACUCCAGCUAACAGACAUUCACUCACAUCGGUCGUUAGCGGUCAGUUUUUCUUCUUACAUGAUUUCGAUUUAAGUUUUGGUGGAUUGCUUUUUCAAGGACAACAAAGAUGUUUAAGACCAUACUCCAACAUGCGAAGAAACACCCAGGGUUAAUCCCUCAGUUUAUCUUCACGUCUCUGGGCCUCACAGGAGCCCUCCUCUACCUGAUCCGUCUGUCCAGAGGGCCUCAUGUCACCCUCUGGGACAAGAAGAACAACCCAGAGCCCUGGAACAAGCUCGAUCCAACCUACCAGUACAAGUUUGUGGCCAUCAAUACAGACUACAAGAACCUGAAGAAAGAAGGCCCUGACUUCUAAAGGUCCUCUAGGCAGCUCCGCAGGCACCAAGUUUGGCAGGACCUCCCGCUGUCACGUCACUGUGGUGAAAAGUCUACAUUCUCACCUCAUGCUCUGUCACAGCAGCUCUGAUUUAAUACUGUAACCUAGUGAAUAAAACUCAUUAAACAGGACACA